UCCUGCGUGUAUGUCUCUAGUCUAUGCCCACUCUUGGACGAAUGCAUGGUGGUGUACCUGGACGACAUCGUCAUCUACUCGCGCUACAUGCAGCAGCACGUCGAACAUUUGCGACGCGUCUUCGACAUUCUUCGACGAGAACGAUUCUACGUCAAAUUAUCUAAGAGCGAAUUCGCCAUCGAGAAGAAUCCAAUACCUAGGACACAUGGUGAGCGCUCAAGGAGUUCACGUUGACCCCAAGAAGAUCGAAGCCGUACGCAUGUGGAAGACACCCGAAAACGUGAAGGAGUUGCAGCUGUUCCUAGGCUUCGCUAACUAUUAUAACAGGUUCGUGCCACAGUACGCGAAAAUCGCAACACCACUUACGAAUCUGCUGAAGAAGAACACACCCUAUAAGUGGGAACCAAAACAUCAGGAAGCCGUAGAGCAGCUGAAACAAGCACUCACAUCCGCACCCGUACUCAUCUUGCUAGACCCCGAACGCGACUACGUCAUCGAAGCUGACGCUAGUGACCAGGCAGUGGGAGCAGUCUUGAUGCAAGACCAGGGGAAUGGAGUGCAACCAAUCACCUACCUCAGCAAGAAACUAUACGGGGCAGACUUAAACUCCCCGAUACACGACAAGGAGGCCCUUGCUAUUAUUAUUGCCUUCAAAUCGUGGAGAUGUUAUCUUGAAGGACGAAAAACAGCCGUCUACAUUGACCAUUGCAGCUUGAAAUAUUUGAAGACACAACCAAACCUCUCCAGGCGGCAGGUCCGGUUGAUUGAAUUCCUCGAGACGCACUUCCACAAUGACAUCGGGUACAAGCCCAGCCACGAAAUCAAAGUAGAUGCUCUCAGUCGACCUACACAUGUUGCCGCCAUCCAAGUCGAAGGGAUGAACCCACUACUCAAGGGACUCUUCACACACGGGUAUGCCAUUGACCCCGAACAUCAGCCAUAGUUCAACCUGCACACGAUUUCAUCAC
Messenger RNA from Closterium sp. NIES-67, 968 nucleotides. NCBI's taxonomy places the organism in Eukaryota, Viridiplantae, Streptophyta, Zygnematophyceae, Desmidiales, Closteriaceae. The record is from the annotation of a GenBank genome assembly.